AAUACUGCCGUCCUAAUGAAGAACGCAGUAACUCGAUUUUUUUCGAUUUUGAGAUUUUGGUGAAUUCGUAUUCUUGAACAUAUUCUCUAUCUUUCUACCAACUCAGUUUUUCCAAAAAAAAUUUGGUUUUUUCAAAAUUUGAAAAAAAAGUUUGCAGUAACUCGCUUAAAGCAUCAUAUUACUAGUUAAAAACGCAGUAAGCACUUAUCCUAGCGAGAAAUGCAGUAUUUAAAAAUAUACUGUGUAACUGCUUUGGAUCUCCAUUAAAAAAAUCACUUUAUUUUAAGGUAAACUGCAGUAACUUAGAAAUCCUAAUGAAUAACGCAGUACAACAAACUUUGCUAUAAUUUAUACAUGUACAAGGAGUCAAAAACAUCAUCUAUUACUAACAAAAAACGCAGUACGAUGGAUUAUCCAAUCACAAUGCAGUAUUCACAAAUAACUUACGCCUAUACCCUUGUAUUAGUGACGCGAUACGUCACACUUUGCUAAGGAAAAGUGCAGUAACUUUUCCCGCGUAAGCUUUAACGGUUUUCUAACCUAUUUCAUUUGCAAGAUUACUGUUGAUGAAUCGUAUUUCUGUCUCUGUUUAAACUUAUUAAUGUAUAAAGGACAGAAAAUACACUGAAACAGCAUAUUUAUUGUAAGAAUGAACAGAUCGAUUUGAGCUUUUAGCUGAUGCGAAGGUGCGAAGGUGUUUAAAUAAUAAUUAUUAAUUUAGUAUUAUAAAUAAUAUAAUAUUAUUACCGGGUUAUCAAAUAGUAAAAAAUAUAAUUAAAAAUUGUGUGUUUUUGUGGUUUUGUCGUCAUAAUGGAUAGCAAGGUAAGUCUGUGGAUUUAUUUCAAUUUAUUAGUAGAAAAUUUACGGCCGUUAGUUAGGUACGUGCAAUAAAUUUACCAGACGAUUUUUUAAAAAAUAUUUUACGAAAAAAAAUCCUAUAAACAUGCUAGGUUUUCAGAGUUUUAAAAGAAAAACUACAUUUUAAUUCGUUAAAAAUAUAAAAUCGUUAUUUAUGUAUCAAUUGUGUUAAGUGAUACUUUUUUUACGAAUGGGAUUGUUUUUCAUUUUAAAAAAAGAACUUUCCACACGUGUUUCAUACAAUAUUUUUUCUUAUACCCUCAAUUUUUUCCCGAAAAUUCAUUAAAUAAAGAAAAUAAGUCGUUAACUUUACACCGUAGUGGCGUAAAGUAAAUUUACUUUACACACUAGUAAGUGCGUAAAGUAACGAACUAAAAACCAGUGCGUCAGGUGUCAAAUUUUUGCUGAUGCAAUUUUUUGGCAGACUGCUUUACGCACUAGUGUGUAAAAUACUUAUUUUAUGCACUAGUGCGAAAAAGUGCUACUUUAUACACUGUUUUUAGUGCGUAAAGUGAGUACUUUACACACGGUAGUAGAAAACCCUUUCAUGGUACAUACUUAAUUAACACCCUGUGUAUUUAGGAGCAAGUAUUAAUAAGAAAAUUUAUAAAAAUGUUUCGCCUUAUUUGAAGCUAUCAUCAUUAACAUAGCCCAAAAAUUUCGGUCUAGUUUUUGAUUUUUAAUUUUUUCUUUUUACUUUACUCUCUGUAUCUCCCAAAAGUCCCAGGCGCUGAGCUGGUUUUUUUAAUAUUGUUUAAAUACUGAAUAAAUGUUUUAACUGUAUUUUUAGAUAAGUUCAAGAACUAAAUUAUUAAUGUCCAUUGCAUGUAAACGAAAAACAGGUGAAUCUAUGGAGAAUAUCCGUAGUGAAUCUGGUAAAAAAAGUGGUGUUGGUGGUGUAACUGGUGGUGGAAAACAAGCGAAAUUAGACUUUCAAAAAGCCGAACUAUCCUACAACUACCCCGAAAUAAAUUUGGCCAAUAAGGAAAAUGUGGCAUUAUUCCUUAAUGAUAACUCUAGUAGUGUAACUUGUGAAGAAAAAAUUAAUGACAAAGUUGUUGAUAAUAAUCGAUAUGAUAAAGAUGAAAUUUUCCAUCAAGUUGCUGACGAUACUAUUCCACCUUUAACCACUAAUAAUAAAGAUCAAACAUCUGAUUUUAUUGAAACUGAUUUGAAAUUAAAGGAUAGGAAUCACACACCAUUAGGACCCGUAGAUGAAAAUGUUUCUCAUGAGCAUCCAAUAAUACCUAGUGAUAAAGAAAUAGAUAUUAGCGCCAUCAAUGAUUUUAUUUUGACUGAUGACCUAAAGGCCGAUGAGGGUUUAUUAGAGUUUUCAUUUAGAAGCAGUAUUUUUGACGAAAGUGUUUUAAAUAAUUUAGAAAAUGAGCCCCCGCAAAUAUCUCCUGAAAAUUCUUCAAAAAUUGUUAUUCACGAUAUUCAGAUUAUUCCCCCAAGAACUGAAAAUCCUCAAUUAGAAAGAGACCCACCAGGUACUAACGAAAAUCCUACUCUUACUAAGAAGGGUGAAAUACGUAAGAGAAAAAAAUACAACAUUUCUUUAAAAGAACGUUUAAAACAAAAAAAAGAAAAAGCAAAAGAAAAGUUUAAUUUAAAACCCCCAUGUAAAAAUUGUCCAAAAAAAUGCAACCUUCAUAUUCCAGAAAAUAGGAGGAUUGAACUAAAUAAAAACUAUCAAUCACUGAAUUUUACAGACAGAAAAAAAUUUAUCCUAAGCAAUACAGAGCAAACUGAGCUAAAUAAUACUGAAAACUCCAAAAGGUGCCGCAGCAUUACAUAUUAUUUUCAGGAUGAAACUGGGAGAAGAAUCAAAAUUUGUAAAACGUUUUUUUUAACCACUUUAGGCUACCACGAAAAAAAUGAUAGAUUUAUUUUACAAGCUAUCAGCAAAAGUGACAAUCACAUAUCUGUUUCUUCUGACAUGAGAGGAAAAUAUCCUAAAACAAGAAAAUUUAAUAAGGAUGUUAUAGAAGCACAUAUUGAGAGCUUUCACCCAUCAGUGUCCCAUUAUCGAAGGGAGCAUGCUCCAAAUAAAAGGUAUCUACCAAGUGAUGUGUCGAUUACGUUAAUGUAUAAAGACUUUUUAACUAAACACCCUACCUUUUAUUGUUCCUACGAGUUGUAUAGAGUAGCCGUAAAGGCUAAAAAUAUUUCGUUCACUAAACUGGGACAUGAGGAGUGUGAAUGUUGUGCAAUAUUUGAAAACCAUUGCCACUCAAAAGAAAAUAUUGAUCCUGAUUGUGACAUCUGUAAGACCUAUACCAAACACAUAAAAAAAGCGGAGGAAUCCAGAAAUAUGUAUAGGAACGAUGCCAAAAUGGAUCAUAAUAACAAUUUGGAGGUCUGCUAUUCCGCAGAUUUGCAAAAGGUUAUUAUGCUUCCAAGGUUAGAUCAAUAUAAAAUUGCUCUAUUUACCCCGCGAAUUAUUGUUUUCAAUGAGUCCUUUGUACCAGUUGGAAAGAAAUGUGGCUUAAAACCCAUAGCUUGCAUUUGGCAUGAGGGUAUUGCUGGCCGGAAAAAAGAAGAUAUCAUUAGCACAUUCUACUCCUUUUUUCUGGAAAACCGUGACAGCAGAAUCAUUACAUUGUGGCUGGACAACUGUUCAGCCCAAAAUAAAAAUUGGACAUUUUUUUCUUUUCUUGUAUAUAUAAUAAACAGUUCAGAAAUACAAGCAGAAAAAAUAUGGGUAAAAUAUUUCGAACCAGGGCAUACUUACAUGAGUGCCGACAGUUUUCAUCACCAGGUAGAACUGUCGAUGAAGUAUAAGGGCACCUUAAGCGACUUUAAAGACUUUAGUGAUGCAGUACAGGCGGCUAAUUCCGGAAAAGUCACGGUUCUUGAAAUGAGAAUUAAUAAUUUCUUUAACUGGAUUGAUCAGACCUCCCAGGUCAAAAUUAAAAAAAUGCAGCCUCGUCCAUACAUGACAGAUAUAACUAUGAUCUUGGCGGAACGAGGCAAACAAUAUUUAACUUACUUCGAUAAUUAUAAUUUAGAAGAUCCUAAAACUUUAUCAUUUUUAAAGGCUAAACCAGAACGAGAUGGGAUCCCAAAACCACUGCCUUGCACUAAAGCCAGGGGCAUUAAUAAAAAUAAGAAAGAGGGCAUAAUUAAUAAAUUGUGCCCCCUCAUGGCAGAAGGGAGGCGGCAGUUUUGGUAUAACAUUGACGUUGAUGACAAUGUCAAUGAUUUAAAUAGUUCCUUUGAAUAGUUUUUUGAAAGUAUUUUUAUAUAUUUUUCUAUACUUAUACUUACCUGUAUUUUAUUCAAUUAUGUUAUUGUUUAAAAAAAUUUGGUUGUCACGGUUCGCUUAGGGAGUCCAAUUUCACCCUUGUUUUUAACUAUGUAUUUAAUGUAUAGAUUUUCAAAUAAACACUCCCAAUUCAAUGGCUACAUUUUUUAUUAAACCUGUCCCUUUUGCCCAAAAAUUAUAUUUUUCGUUAUUAUAGGUACCAAAAAAUCAGCUUAUUACUUAAAAUAAAUAUUAUUGGGGUAUGGUUUCGCAAAAUUAAUACGUAAAGUUAGGUCCUCUUUUCAUAUAUUAGUACGGCGGCAUAUCAAAGAAUACUAGUGAUAAAUGCAGUAAAAUGGCAACAAUGCGGUACUUACUGCAUUUCUUACUAGUAAUUAUGAAGUUAUGGUGGUUACGAUGCUAGGCUAAAAUGCAUUAUCGUAAAUUAUUAUUAGUCAAAAUGACUAUAUAUGCACAAAAAAUAUUCAAAAAAGUCAAAAAUAAUCUAUAUUUUCCAACUCUAUUCAAAUUUUUCAAAAAGUCUUAUAAAAAAGCAACAAACAGUGAACAAACAGUAAAACCUAUUUUCCCCAAAACUUACUUUUUCGAGUUACUGCGUUUUUCGUUAGGACGGCAG
This is a messenger RNA of Sitophilus oryzae (rice weevil), 4742 nucleotides long. RefSeq lists its product as uncharacterized. The transcript is spliced from 5 exons. NCBI's taxonomy places the organism in Eukaryota, Metazoa, Arthropoda, Insecta, Coleoptera, Curculionidae. The record is from RefSeq and is a predicted model, not a curated record. Bases 1673 to 4084 code for a protein of 803 amino acids.